Molecule: messenger RNA, 759 nt
Organism: Peronospora matthiolae
Lineage: Eukaryota; Oomycota; Peronosporomycetes; Peronosporales; Peronosporaceae
Source: the annotation of a GenBank genome assembly
AUGCGCACGCAUCCUGCGUUUUACGUUGGAAUUCUCCGCCCGUACUAUCAGUACGAGCCCGUUUCGAGAUGCAAAGAACAACUCCACGGUCGAGAGCCGAGACCACCUUCGAGUGGUCCUGCUUCAACGAACCAGGCUGGUCGACUAGCGAAGCAACCUGUUUACGUAGCUCAGCGAUGUCCUGACGAGCUGCAGCCAGCUCGUCACGAAGAGAACGAGUCGAACGUUCGUUCUCAAGUUGCGCAAACGCAAACGCGGCACAAUCGUUCGAACGAUCGUGCGUUAGGAAAUCAUAAUUAUCCCUCACAAGAUCCUCAAGACCGUAACGCCGAGAUCGUUCAUGAGCCGGGUCAUCUUGCAACUGCUCCGUUAGACGGUUCAGCUCUUAAACAUCAACUUGAUCCGACCCUCAAGCCGGAUCAGGUAUUCCCACAGCCACCACAGCCUUUACUGGACUCAAACGGUGGUCGACGCUUCCUAGUGGAGCAUAUUUUGAACCCCCGAAAUGUGAAUGGCGUCCGGACGAGUUACCUCGUCCGCUGGCGUGACUAUCCACCGGCGUGGGACAGCUGGGAGCCUCGUGCCCAUCUGAUUGUUGAUGUCCUGAGUAUCGUCGAGCAGUGCGACGAGACCCACCCGCUGCGUUUGAAGAAGGGCCGUCGGAAAACGACCUCCCCGAACGUGAGUACAGGAAUUGCAAAGUGUCGAUCCCUUCGGACAUCUCAGAAGAGAUACGCGCCCUCCAGUAGGGAGUAUUAG